Gilbertella persicaria is the source of this 928-nucleotide messenger RNA. RefSeq lists its product as uncharacterized. The coding region runs from base 48 to 917 and encodes 289 amino acids. Gene Ontology annotation, cellular component: phagophore assembly site. Lineage: Eukaryota; Fungi; Mucoromycota; Mucoromycetes; Mucorales; Choanephoraceae. The record is from RefSeq and is a predicted model, not a curated record. Gene Ontology annotation, biological process: autophagosome assembly. The transcript has 6 exons.
CCCUUUUUUUUUUUUUAAUUUUAAUUUUUCCUGCUGCAUAAAAAAUUAUGGACUUGGAUAAAGAUACUUUUCAUGUUGUUAUUCGACUUCCAUAUAAGCGCCCACCAGGAUUUGUUGAGCCACCUUCUAUUGUAUGGACAAAUGAGAUGGAGCAUAAACUAUGGCAAUACAUGAGCCAAAAGAAUACAGAUUGGAAUGAGAUUGCAGAACAACUAGGUGUGCCUACUUCUUAUAUUGUUCGACAUGCAGCCUUUAUCUAUGAGACACAGUUGCGUGGGAUUCAUCAACAACUGAGAUUAAACACUACAGCAAAUAGCAUAAGCAGAAAUAGUCCUACACCAAGACCAUCUCGGCCAGUAUCAACAAGGUAUUCAAAUCAACAAGAAGAGAGAUCACCUAUGAUAGACUCCAAUGUCUCAUUUCGUACUAUACCAGAAAGAUCAAAGGAAACAUUGAAAAGCAGUGGAUCCACGGCUACAGCAAGAAAUUUCAUGAGUCAAGAGCAAGAAGAACCAGUGGCAGAGGAAGAAGAAAAGCAAGAUGAAGAAGUGUUCAGUAGUCAUUUUGAAAGAAUGAAAUUACAAGUAGAAGAACCUGCUUUUUUACCACAUAAACAUCACCCAACAGACCUAAGCAACAGUCGACAACAGUUGUCUAUCUCAAUUCAAAAUCUAAAGAAACUAGAUUCUUCGUUCAGUAACAGCAGUGCACCACCAUCACCUGCUACAGCGCAGCCCUCCACUGCUUCUGGAUCCAAUCAUGAGAGUGUCAUUCAUUCUAUUGGUUCAUCCUUUAGCGAUUUAUCAGACUCUUCAGUCACACAGUCUGCUUUAGAAGAAGCCUUUUUAUCCAAAUUCAAUCAAGGUGGAUCCAAAAUGUCAUUACUCAACUUUUCACGUAAAUAUUACAAGGAAUAAAUGAAUUGAUU